Molecule: messenger RNA, 1042 nt
Organism: Owenia fusiformis
Lineage: Eukaryota; Metazoa; Annelida; Polychaeta; Sabellida; Oweniidae
Source: the annotation of a GenBank genome assembly
AGCAAUGCAAAUUUUCUUUUCGUCCGGUGUUGGCGGGGGCAGUGUAGUCACAAUGGCCAGUUAUAACAAAUUCAACAGCAACUGCCAAAGAGACUCCGCUAUAAUUUCAAUCAUGAAUGCUGCUACGAGUGUGUUUGCUGGUCUUGUGAUCUUCUCGGUUGUUGGAUUUAUGGCUCACGAGACUGGUGAGAGUAUUGAGCGCGUUGUUACUCAAGGUCCUGGACUUGCUUUUGUUGUGUACCCAGAGGCUGUUACGAAACUCCCGGCUUCUCCUGUGUGGUCUGUGUUGUUCUUUACAAUGCUUCUAACGUUGGGUGUGGGUAGUAUGUUUGUGACGAUACAGUCAAUAGCAAUCUGUAUAACAGACGAAUUUAACCUGACUAGUAGGAAAACACUUGUGACAGCCAUUAUAUGUGUAGUAGAGUUCCUCUUGGGGAUUCCUUUAAUAAUGCAGGGUGGCAUGUAUGUCUUACAAGUGAUGGACUGGUACAGCAUACCAUUUGUCGUAAUGAUUAUAACGUUUACUGAGUGUGUUGCAAUUGCAUGGAUAUAUGGCACGAACCAAUUUUCUAAAGAUAUUGAACUUAUGAUUGGUUCAAAACCAUCAAUUUUGUGGAGGAUAUGUUGGCGAUUUGUCACUCCAGGACUUGUAUUGUUUAUAUUUUGCUUCAUCGUCGUCACUCACGUGCCUGUGACGUAUGGGAGUUAUACGUAUCCCGAUUGGGCAAUUGGUGUGGGUUGGAUGCUUGCAGUUGUAUCAUUUGUACCAAUACCCUUGUUUGCAUGCUAUCGUAUAAUGACUACAGUUGGAAAAAGUUUAAAAGAACGAAUCCAGUAUUUGACAAUGCCUGAGCCAAGUUGGGGUCCAUCUCUGGAGAAAAACAGAGCAUUGUAUAUUGAGACACUUAGUGAGAAAAGGAAGAGACACAUGUUGGGUCAUAUAGAUUUGGACAUGGUUUCGACUCCAUUAGGCAAUGAUAAAUUAUAGAAUGAUACAGGUCGAUAGUAUUCGUCUUACCGAAAUAUGUUAAUUGAUAAUGGC